AUCUUACAAGGUAAAAAAAAAUGUUUAGCCAAACAUUGUGGGGAGAACUGCCUCCUCCUCCAGACAGUGACAGGGGUAUAGCAGCUCUAGAGCGAGAACAAAUGACAAAGCUGAGAUCCAUAGAAGUGGAAGGCCCCCGUCUCCACCAACCAUCUAGUCGCCAUCAACCCCCCUCUAAAGACCCUUUACCAGCUGAGAAAUUUGAGAUGGACCCAAUUCUUGUUCACACAAUCAAGUUAAUGCAGCAUUCAAAGAAACUAAGGAAUAUGAUCAGUAAUAUACAGCAGCAGCAGGACGGAAUGGAUGUAGAUAUGAAUUUCCCUCCUGCACCUCCUAUCCCAGAGUACACUGGGCCUCCAAUCAAAAGCAGGAUGAUGGGACCUGUGCCAUUUCUUCCUAAAGACACUGAAAGUGACUUUGUUAGAGGAGUCGGGGAAAUUCCGCCAGUGGUUGAUGAAGAGGCAUGUCAUAAAUUACUCCGCAAGUCUACAGCAGCACUUUGUGCACAUCUUGGAUUUGAUAGCUGCAAUGAGAGUGUGUUGGAAACAUUGACAGAUGUAGCACAUGAGUAUUUCCAAGAUUUUUGUACAAGACUUAGAAAUGCAGCAGACAACAAGCUUUUACAUGGAUAUUCAGGCUUUCCUGAUAUUGUGGAACAAGUUUAUCAUGAGAUGGGAAUAGGAAGUGUUACGAAUAUUCAUGACUUCUACCAGUCACGGAUCAUUAAUCACCACACCUCAAUGCAGCAGACUUGUGCUCAGCUAAUGACUGAGUAUGAAAAGCUAAAACAACCAAUCAUGAAUAAGCAAAUGGAUACAGUACCAGUCAUUAGAAUUAAAGAGGAGUCUUCUUCAGAAAUCCAGUUUCCUGUAUUGGAUGAGAAUGAUGAACUCAAUGAUGCAGAACAAUUGUUACAGUUAGAGGGUUUGGGAGGAUUUGAAAUCACAGUUGAGCAUGAGUCUGCCAGUGGACUUACAACAGAGGUUGAGUCAAAGUGGACAAAAGAGGGUAUUAAAACUGAGCCUGUAGAUACUCCUGUUACAAAUACCAGGGUUAGCACACUAGAUGACUAUGAUGACCCUAGUAGUAUCAAAGUACGGACCCCUCGAACCCCUGCUCAGAUGAGUGAGGGUGGGGAUAUCUCUAACCCAGGAUCUGUGGCUGCCUCUGAUAUCAUGUCUCCUCCUUCGAUAUCUAGACCAAGCAAGCCCAAGAAACGGAAAAAGUGAAGAAUCACAUGUUAAACAAUAAGAAAACUUAUGUUCAACUUGUGUUAUCCACCAGAUGUGUGUGUUCUGAGGGUUUUUUUUCAUUAGUCUAAGAGGAAUAGAUAUUCAAAGAUGUAUACAACAAAAUCUAAUAAGUAAAUCUCUGUUUCUUUAACAGAAUUUUUGUGUGAAUGAUAGACAGUUUUCUGCAUUAUAUAGUAUGAAAGUAUAGAUGACAGAAUUGUUUUCAAAGAUUAUAUAUGUAACAAUGCAUUUUUACAAUAGUGCUGUUUUUAAAGACAAUAAAAGGUUAAAAAGUAGAUGUUCACUUUUAUUGGAAAUAUGUUCAAACAAAGAUGAUGAAAAUAGAUUUAAGUUUUCUAACGCCCCCCCCCCCCCCCCUCCUCUUGAAUUUGAACAGAAAAUUCUGUAGAAUGUGGAAUAAAUCCCAAUGAUGUCAAUUUUUGACAGGGUUUCUCUCCUCUUUUUAACAAGUGUUCAGAGUGCAUUACAUAUGUAAGACUCCAAAGUCCGAUGGUGACGCCAAAGUCCGAUGGUCUCGCCAAACCCCGAUGGUCUGUGCCAAACCCCGAUGGUUUGAUGUCUGUACGGACACCAAAGUCCGAUGGCUCGUCUCCUAUGAGAUGCGCUGCGCUGAAGUGCGAUGGUCUGACACACCAAAGUCCGAUGGUGCAGAGAAACAAUCAACGUUUAUGACAUCACAAUAUUCCGACGUCAAUCCUUGACGCCGUCGUCCUGCAUUCAAAAGCCAUCAGUUCAGUUUUCGUCCUUGCAAACAAUCUUACUGAUUUUGCUUAUUGCUUGCGCCCACCAGAGAUAUUAGGGUUAGUCCUCGCACACCACUCGACUGAUUAGGGUAAGUCCUUGCUUCGCACCAACCCGAGAGAUUCAGGGUUUGUCCUUGCACACUAGUCGAGUGAUUAGGGUUAGUCUCACACCCACCCAAGAUAUCUAGGCUAUAGUUGUUACACAUUUUUUGAGCGAUUUGGGUUAGUUUUGCAACUAACCGAGAGAUUAGAGUUAGUUUUCGCAUAAUUAUAUUUAUUUGUACUUUUUUAAGACCUUGGCAUGGCGCGGCAUUGCAGUUUGGCGCAGUAUUACUAUGACGUCACAAACGUCAAUCGUUUUUCAGCACCAUCGGACUUUGGCGUGGCCAUCGGACUUUGGAGUCCCAUAGCACUUUGGAGUCCUACACAUAUACUUCUGUAUGCAACAUAUGCCAGUUUAUUCAUUGUUAUGUGAAAUUAUUUUUGCGACAUGGUCAUUGAAAUGUCCAGGGUUUUUUUUUUGCCCCACUGAAAGGGGAUAUCUGGUGUGAUAUCUGACCUUGUGAUUUUUUCCUCAAUUUUUCUGUCUGUACAUUUAGAUAUGUAUAUAAACUAUAAAGAUUAUAGUAAGGUCAGGCAAUUGCUUUGAAAAUAAAGACUUCUGACUACAUAUCAAUGCAUGGUAUUAUGGGGGUGAAGGGGACUUUUUAAGCAAUGGAUCCAAUGAGGUGGUGGAUAGCAUUGGCUGUUUAGCACUAUUAAAGGGUCAAAUAUAUCACCUACAUGUUUUGUUUAAAUAAAAAGUGUGGUAUUUGCAAAUUGUAUUUAAAGUUGCCUUUUUCAUAUUUUCAUAAAAAUGUCACUGCAAGUAGCCAUUUAUAUUUUUGAAGAAGUCCUGGAAACUUGGAUCCUAGUGCUGUGAAUUUUCAGUGUUUCAAAAGAAUUUUCAUUUCUUGUAAUGUAUAUUUUACCUGUCAAAUCUGCUGUCAAUGGAAAAAAGGCAACUUGUGUGAAAAUGUUUACUUUGGUAAAAUUUAGAAGGGAGGGUUUUCUUUUUCUGUUUACUUUUGUUUCGUAGCUAACUUUUGCAAACAUUGAUUUUUCAAGAGACUUCUCCCAUUAGUAAGUGAUAGAGACCGAGGUUUUUGAACCACAGGUGUGUAAAAUAUCUAGAUAUUACCAUCAUUUAUUUCUCCUUGUUCUAUAAGCAUGGUUGUAAAUCAAGCUAAGUCUGACUAUUAAACAGAGGUUACCUCACAAGGCGAGAAUCACUGUGUAUAAUUUGCCUCACACAGGUUUUAAA
Saccostrea echinata is the source of this 3299-nucleotide messenger RNA. RefSeq names its product STAGA complex 65 subunit gamma-like. The transcript is spliced from 10 exons. Bases 21 to 1229 code for a protein of 402 amino acids. Gene Ontology annotation, cellular component: SAGA complex. Gene Ontology annotation, molecular function: transcription coactivator activity; protein heterodimerization activity. Lineage: Eukaryota; Metazoa; Mollusca; Bivalvia; Ostreida; Ostreidae. The record is from RefSeq and is a predicted model, not a curated record.